AUGGGUUCUCAAUGGCCUGGGAUGGGCGCAGAACUUAUGAAUAUCCCAAUAUUUUCCGCAGCUAUUCAGCGCUGCCAAAAAGCACUCGAACCUAAAGGAAUAGAUAUCAUGCAAAUCAUAACGUCUACUGAUCCUGAUAUUUUCAAUAAUAUUCUAAACGCUUUCUUGGGUAUCGCGGCCAUUCAGAUCGGUUUGACAGAUGUCAUGUAUGCACUUGGUUUGGUUCCUGAUAAUAUCAUAGGACACAGUGUGGGCGAGCUCGGCUGCGCAUAUGCAGAUAGUUGUCUGACAGCAGAGGAAAUGAUUUUGGCAGCGUAUUCUCGUGGUCAAGCAUCCAUUGAGACUAAACUCAUCAAGGGUUCUAUGGCGGCCAUCGGGAUGGGAUACAAAAAAAUCUUACCUCUGUGUCCUCCAGAAGUAGACGUGGCGUGUCACAACGGACCGGACUCUAGCACUAUAUCCGGCCCAGCGGAUGUGACUGCUCAUUUCGUAGCCGAACUGUCAGCCAAAGGAAUAUUUGCUAAAACAGUUCCUUCUGCGAAUAUCGCGUAUCACUCUCGUUACAUAGCUGCUGCUGGCUCAAAUCUCUUACAAAUGCUGAAGAAGGUCAUAAAAAAUCCACGUCUUCGUAGUGAACGUUGGGUUUCCACGUCUGUUCCUCAAGAGGAUUGGAAUAAUGCAGCAGCCAAAUACUGUUCCCCUGAAUACCAAACUAAUAAUUUGUUGAACCCAGUUCUAUUCGAGGAAACAUCUCGACUGAUUCCAAAUAACGCCAUUCUCAUAGAAAUAGCUCCACGUGGACUGCUACAGGCCAUUCUGAAACGUUCUGUAUCAACUGAUUGCUUUAAUAUAUCGUUAACUAAAAGAGGACAUGGUAACGUCAUACAUUUACUUCAAACCAUUGGGAAGCUGUACAUAGAAGGAUGCACACCAGACAUCAAGGCUUUGUACCCAAAAGUAGAGUUACCAGUUUCAGCAGGGACUCCCAUGCUAUCACAAUUAGUUGAAUGGAUGCAUCUACAGGAAUGGUACGUUCCAAAGCCACAAAGUACUGAAAUAAUAACUUGUGCAGUCUGCGAACAUUUCAUAUCUGUGCAUGACAAAGAGCAUAGUUAUUUAAGAGGAAACAUUGCUCAAGGGAAAACGAUAUAUCCUAUUGGAGGAAUAUUACUUCUAGUUUGGGACACGUUAUGCAUGUCGAUGCUAUUGCCCAAAAAGAAGGUGUCGGUUAAAUUUAGCGACGUUCAUAUAGAAGUGCAACCAAUACUUUGCGAAGAAAAAAUAUUAAGACUGCGUGUAGCGAUCAACAAGGGAAAUGGACGAUUUGAGGUUACAAACGCUGGAUCCAAAGUUGCAAGUGGAAUUAUUUUUACUACAAGUAAAAAUAAGAUUGGCAAAAUGGAUCAUGCAGUUACUUCUAUGGAACUAAAUAAAAACGACGUAUAUCAAUUACUAUGGAAAAAAGGAUACUCUUUCAGCGAAGAAUUCCGUUUGAUAAAGAGUGCAAAUACGACUUUAUCUGAAGCCAUCGUAGAAUGGCGAGACAACUGGGUGACGCUGAUCGAGAAUAUGCUGCAAUUGAAUAUCUUAAAUCAGAACGAUAAUGGUGUUCCACUACCUGCUAAGAUCUCUGACGUUUUUCUUAAUAUUUUUGAACACGAAAAGCAAAUAUUUUCAAAAGAUAGUUCAUCCACAUUAAAAGUAAUUCGGUCUGAAGUAUAUGAUUCGACGGAAUGCGGGGGUGUGAUCCUUAAGGGUAUACGAUUUCGUCAAAUUCCUAGAAUUUCAUAUCCCACGAGUCUGUUGGUUCCAUCUAGCAAAGACGAAACUGAAUUGAUAAAGUUGAAAAUACAAACUUCCUCUUGUUCAAAUACGAUGCUUCUAAGCGCAGAACCUGGGAAUAUAAAUUCCAUUCAUUGGGCUCAAGUCUUUGAGCCAUCUGGAUCUGAAAUUCUUGUGAAGGUUCACUACGCAAGUCUUACUCCUAUAGAUGGUAAAAAGGCAACAGGAGCAGUAUCUCAUCAAGUGAACGAAAUCUGUUAUGGUAUGGAUUACAGCGGUGUUACUGAAAGUGGACAUCGUGUGAUGGGUAUAGUUCAUCGAGGUGCUUGUCGAAAUUAUCUUCGAGCUCACCCCGAUCUGUUGUGGCCAGUCCCGGAUCACUGGAGUCUCGAAGACGCAGCAACUGUUCCUUUAGCUUAUGCGUAUGCUUUUUACUGUCUAAUAAUUAAAGCAAAACUUUAUUCGGGUAUGAAAAUUUUAAUACACGAAGGAGCUGGAGCACUCGGCCAGGCUGCCAUAUCCAUUGCUCUGGCACACAAAUGUCAAGUGUUCACUACAGUUGGUGACGUGAGAAUGAAAAGUUUCUUGAAAAAGCUCUAUCCAGAAUUGAAAGAACAACACAUUGGGAAUUCUCGAGAUGUGACUUUUGGUGACAUGGUACUAUCAGCAACAAAUGGGAAAGGUUGCGAUGUUGUAAUAUGCAAUGUCGAACCCUGGCUCAAACAUGUUUCACUUCAAUGUUCUGGUGCUCUAGGCAUUGUUAUUGACACGGCACAAAUACAAAAUCAGCACAAGUUCGAAUUCCGUAUGAAAAAUUUAAUGAAAAGUAGAUCCUAUGUGAUUGUUGAUUUUGCAUCCAUUUUUGAUUCUGCGAAUAGGGAAGAAUUGAAAAAAUUACAGAUUCUCAUGAGUGAGGGCAUAUGUGAGGGCUACGUGCGACCACUAGUGCGAGUGACUUAUGCUGCAGAUGAAGCUCCACGAGCUCUACGCCUGUUAUCGAAGAGUUGGCAUCGAGGACAUGUGCUUUUAAGACUUACAGCUCGAGCGCUUCCAGCUAGCCUUAGGAUUAACUGUACUUCUAAAUGCAGCCAUUUAAUCAUCUUCAGCGACGAAUAUUUUGGUAUUCAGUUGGCAAAAAGGCUUAUCAAUAGAGGUGCCAGAAUGUUACAUAUCUGUUGUUCGAAGCCUUCGUGGUAUCUUCAACAUCAAACAGAAAAUCUCAAAUCUCUUGGAGUGAAUGUUAUCGUAUCUUCAAAUAACUUAAAUGAUUUGGAUGACGUUGCAACCGUGCUAAAGAAAACUAUAGCCAUGGGACCGGUAGAAGGCGUAUAUGUGACGAGCUUCAAAGAUAUGGACAAUAAAUACAUAUCAAAUAGCUUGGAAUAUCUUGAUGUUAUGUCACGAAAAUUUUGCCCAUCCCUCAAAUAUUUUGCAGUGAUCACAAAUAGUGAAAACUUCGGGAAAAAAAUGUCGAUUUUCAGAGCGAAGGAUAAUUUAGUUAUUUCACGUAUUGAAGUUCAAAAGCCAGAUUUUUGUGGGGAUACACAUACUGAAGUACUGUUAUACAGAAGAGCUUGGGAUCUAUCGCUAUUAGACGCAGUCGAGACUGGACUUUGCUCCAAGCUUCCAUUGUUGAUCGCACAAAUCAACACUGAGACGUCGCCGCUAUAUCAACAGCUUGCUGAUGUCGCUGAUCUUCCAUUAUUAAAAGAGGCUGGCGACAUGACCACUCUACAAGAUUUGGCUGCUGGAAGUGACAAUAUAAAAUUUAUUAAGGAAUUUUUACGUCUGAAAUAUCACGUUUGUAUUUCGGAACACAACGUUUUGAAGUUAAAUAAACAAAAACUUCGUGAGAUAGAUUUUCUUGAAAACAACUUUGAGCACAGACAAGGUUUGGCUGUUUACUUCUCUCACAUAGCUGAAGAUGAGCUCAGCUCCGAUACUCCUAUAUAUUUAUUGCCUACUCUCGGUAAUGCAAAUGCGGAAAAACAGGUCGAUGCACUGAAGUCUGAGUACUUGUGCGUUGUUCCUGGGAUUGAAGGUCAUCAUGUAAGAUUUCGUGGUCUCUGUGAGAGACUCAAACUGCCCGCGCUGGUGCUGCAGCCAAGUUUGAAUGUGUUGCACGAAACCAUAGAACAGGCUGCUCAAAGCUACUCUAAGAUACUCAUGGAAAAAAUUGGUGUCGGUAACAAUUUCUACUUGCUUGGGUGUGAUAUUGGAAUUUUGAUUGCGAUGGAACUAGCUGCAAUACUUGAGAGAAAUGGUUUUUUAGGCACCAUAUUUUGUCUCGGAACUACACCAGAAGACGUCAAGCCAGUAAUGGAACAACAACUAGGGGCGUUCUCAACAGAAGACCAACUGCAGCUUGGAAUUUUAAAACAUAUUUUUACGCUACUAACUGGUGAAGUACCAUCAGAUUUAGAUGAAACUCUGGACCCUCACUCUUCAUGGAAUGAAAAAAUUGACGCUUGUAUCAAAAUGAUGGCCGGUCGUAUAACACAAACAAAGCAAUAUGUGAAAGCGUUAAUAAAUUUCGUCUAUGAAAGAAUUCUUAGCAUCAAACAGUAUGAAUCCUCAUCUUUGCCAAUACUGAAGUCUAGAGUCGUGAUACUCCGCUCCCCAGGAUAUUCGUCAACUUCAUCUGCAUCAUCAUACGUAAUUGAAGAUAUAUCAGCACCACUUUGUGAUGCUGCAAAAGAUGUGCGAUGUGCAGCCGUCAUCAAUGACAAUUUGUCAACUGAAAUAUUGAAAGAAUUCAAAACGAAGAACCUAUGUGAUAUCUUUGUGAUAAAUUUUGACACAAGUACGUAA
Bombyx mandarina (wild silkworm) is the source of this 4593-nucleotide messenger RNA. RefSeq names its product fatty acid synthase-like. Lineage: Eukaryota; Metazoa; Arthropoda; Insecta; Lepidoptera; Bombycidae. Gene Ontology annotation, molecular function: oxidoreductase activity; fatty acid synthase activity. The record is from RefSeq and is a predicted model, not a curated record. Gene Ontology annotation, biological process: fatty acid biosynthetic process.